Molecule: messenger RNA, 1209 nt
Organism: Arachis stenosperma
Lineage: Eukaryota; Viridiplantae; Streptophyta; Magnoliopsida; Fabales; Fabaceae
Exons: 4
Coding region: 1-1209 (402 amino acids)
Source: RefSeq, a predicted model, not a curated record
AUGGCUGCCGUCGUGGCAGAAGUCCCUCUUGUUGCAGAUGCUGAAUUUGCUAUGGGGAUGGAAUUCAGUUCAAGGGAAGCUGUUAUUAGGGCAAUGAAAGAGUAUGCCAUUCGAAGAAGUGUAGACUAUCGGGUGUAUGAGUCAGAGUCAUUGACAUUUUAUGCCAAGUGUACAUAUUAUCGGAAAGCAUGGUUGGCUAAGCAAAAGUCAGUAGAAAAAAUAUUUAGAGGUUGGAAAGCAUCGUACGAAGCUUUGCUGAUAUGGUUUGAGGCCAUAUGUCAUAAAGAGCCAUCAGCUAUCAUCCAUUUUGAGAUUAUGCCUGCAUACCAAGGUGAUGACUUGGUAUAUGAUAUCCGGGAUGGUAACAACAAUAUCGUCCCAAUUGCAUUUGCUAUUGUGGAGGGAGAGACUUCUGAUGUGUGGCACUUUUUUCUUAGUAACCUACGACAACAUGUUGUGACUCGGGAUGGUGUGGGGUUGAUAUCCGACCGACACGAAUCCAUCAAUGCAGCUGUGGCUCGCAGUAACGGAGCAUGGUCACCUCCUAUAGCUUUCCAUAUGUUUUGCAUCAGGCAUAUAGAGUCAAAUUUUCUGAGAAAAUUCAAGGUACCGUACCUGCAAAAACUUGUCGUCAAUAUAGGAUAUUCGAGGACGGUGCGCGAGUACAAAGUGCAUUACAAGCGGUUACGAGAACGGGACGAGGCUUACACUAACUGGUUAAAUCGAAUCCUCCGCGAACAGUAUGCGUUAGCAUUUGAUGGUGGCUACCGAUGGGGUCACAUGACGAUGAAUUUAGUAGAAUGCAUCAACUCAGUCUUGAAGGGUGCACGUAAUCUUCCCAUCACUGCACUUGUCAAAGCAACAUUCUACAGGUUUAAUGAGUUGUUCACCGGAAAAAGAUCCGAGGCGGAGGCUUGGAUUAGUGGUGGUCAUAUUUUUUCUGAGCUUGUGACCUCAAAAUUGCAUGCAAACCAACUUGCAUCAGGGAACAUCCAGGUUAAUUGCUUAGACAGGAAGAAUGAGGUCUUUGAAGUGCGUGAGAUGCCAAAUGGGUUGGAGUAUGCCAUUGACCUUUGUCGGUACCGAUGUGACUAUGGUGAGUUCCAGGUAGACAGGAUUCUGUGUCGGCAUGUGUUUGCAUGUUGUGCAAAUCAAAGACUGGAUUGGCAAGGAUACGUCCAUGAUGUGUAUAAGAUGGACCAAGUUUGA